AUGGCGUCCUCGGAGCAGGCAGAGCAGCCGAGCCAGCCGAGCUCUAGCCCAGGAAGUGAACAUGUGAUGCCUCGAGAGCCACUGAUUGCAACCGCAGUGAAGUUUCUCCAGAACUCCCGCGUCCGCCAGAGCCCCCUCGCCACCAGGAGAGCGUUCCUGAGGAAGAAAGGGCUGACCGACGACGAGAUCGAUGUGGCCUUCCAGCGGUCGGGCACUGCGGCCGACGAGCCCGCGGCCUUGGGCGCAGCCGCACCGGCGGUUCCUGUGCAGCCCCCUCCCCUCAUGCCGCAGCCGUACAGCCCCGUGGGUUCCCGAUGGAGGGAUUACAGUGCCUUGGCUGUCAUCAUGGCGGGCAUCGCGUUCGGCUUUCACCAGCUCUACAAGAAAUACCUGCUCCCCCUCAUCAUGGGCGGCCGAGAGGACAGGAAGCAACUGGAGAGGAUGGAGGCGAGCCUCUCGGAGCUGAGUGGCAGCGUGGCACAGACAGUGACUCAGCUACAGGUGACCUUGGCCUCCGUCCAGGAGCUGCUCAUCCAACAGCAGCAGAAGGUCCAGGAACUCGCCAACGAACUGGCCACAGCCAAGGCCACCACCUCCACCAACUGGAUCCUGGAGUCCCAGAAUAUCAAUGAGCUCAAGUCGGAAAUUAACUCCCUGAAAGGGCUUCUUCUGAAUCGGAGGCAGUUCCCUCCCUCCCCGUCAGCCCCGAAGCUCCCCUCCUGGCAGAUCCCGGUCAAGUCCACGUCGCCCUCCAGCCCGGCCACUGUGAACCACCACAGCAGCAGCGACAUCUCGCCCGUCAGCAACGAGUCCGCGUCGUCCUCGCCCGUGAAGGAGGGCCAUAGCCCCGAGGGCUCCACGGCCACCUACCACCUGCUGGGCACCCAGGAAGAGGGCGAGGGGGUGGUGGACGUCAAGGGCCAGGUGAGGAUGGAGGUGCAGGGCGAGGAGGAGAAGAGGGAGGACGAGGAAGACGAGGAGGACGAGGACGUGAGCCACGUGGACGAGGAGGACUGCCUGGAGGUGCAGCGGGAGGACCGCCGGGGCGGGGACGGGCAGAUCAACGAGCAGGUGGAGCGGCGGCCGGAGGGCGCCAGCAAUGAGAGCGAGCGGGACUAG
Molecule: messenger RNA, 1119 nt
Organism: Pipistrellus nathusii (Nathusius's pipistrelle)
Lineage: Eukaryota; Metazoa; Chordata; Mammalia; Chiroptera; Vespertilionidae
Source: the annotation of a GenBank genome assembly